AUGGAGAGAUGUUACAAAGAGAUCUUUCGGUCCAUUUUUACAAAAAAUACAUCAGCAAAGAUGAUCCCAGAUAACGAAUCUUUAUAUUCUUUUAUUGAAUGCUAUCAAUUACAACUUUCUGACUGUACCCAAAUUUUAAAUUUUCUCAAUCAAGGAUUAGACAUCGAUAAUGAUCUCAUAAUAGCUAUUACAUCAAAACCAACCAUGAAAUUAAUCAUGACAAAGUUCCCUAAUAUAUAUUCAUUUAAAAAGAUAACAACAAAUUAUCUAACUUCAAAGGCAAAUACUAUCAUUUCAUAUUGUUCAGUUAUGUCUUCUAUAUUAUCUAAAAUUGGUCAGUCAAGACAAGAUUUAGAACAGACAGCAAAUGCAAUACAAGAUAGUAUUAUUUCGUACAUGAAAUUAUCACAUACGAAUACUAACAUAACAAUCUGUAAAUUCCAAAACUAUGAAAUUGACCCUGAUUUAUCUAUUUAUCUUGAUAAAGAAAAAUUAUUAGAAAACAAUCAAAACAUCAGCAAAGAAAUUGAACAGAAAAAAUUUAGUUCUCAUGUUUGUUGUUUGUGCAAUGAAUAUCCUGCUAUUUCAUACGUUACACCAUGCAAUCAUUCUUUUUUGUGUAUGAAUUGUUUGCAAGAAGCGUUUUCUUCAAAUAAUAUCUGGAAAUGUUAUAUAUGUGGGAAGAAAAUUGAAGAAGUUAAAUAA
Trichomonas vaginalis G3 is the source of this 705-nucleotide messenger RNA. RefSeq names its product zinc finger, RING/FYVE/PHD-type domain-containing protein. The transcript has a single exon. The record is from RefSeq and is a predicted model, not a curated record. Bases 1 to 705 code for a protein of 234 amino acids. NCBI's taxonomy places the organism in Eukaryota, Parabasalia, Trichomonadida, Trichomonadidae.